Molecule: messenger RNA, 1830 nt
Organism: Scleropages formosus (Asian bonytongue)
Lineage: Eukaryota; Metazoa; Chordata; Actinopteri; Osteoglossiformes; Osteoglossidae
Gene: pold3
Product: polymerase (DNA-directed), delta 3, accessory subunit
Exons: 12
Coding region: 93-1469 (458 amino acids)
Biological process (GO): DNA strand elongation involved in DNA replication; nucleotide-excision repair, DNA gap filling; DNA replication
Cellular component (GO): nucleus; delta DNA polymerase complex
Molecular function (GO): DNA-directed DNA polymerase activity
Source: RefSeq, a predicted model, not a curated record
UCCCGCCUUAAAAGUCUUACUGCUGCGGUCUGUGUCCGAGCUGCGCCCCCAUUGACGUUUAGCGACAUAGUGGCAUUAAAACACCGUCUGUUAUGGACGACCUUUAUUUAGAGAACAUCGACGAAUUCAUAAACGAUCACAACAGGAUUGUCACGUACAAGUGGUUGAGUCUCACACUCGGAGUCCAUGUGAACCAGGCGAAACAAAUGCUCUACCACUACCUGGACCACAAGCGCAAGGAGAGCUCUGCGUCUCAGCUUCAUGCCACCUACCUGGUGUCCGGGAAGUUUGUGGAGAAUGGCAACACGAGUCACAAGGUGGCGGUAGUGAGAGAAGAUCAGCUGGAAGAUGUCAAGUCGAAGAUGGUGCUCACUGUGAGCGUACAUGUGUACAGCGUGCAGAAGGCGGCGCUCAAGGACAGCGGGCCCCUCUACAGCACCGAUUACGAUGCUGUCAAAGAGAAUCUGAAGAAUUGCUGCAAGUACAGUGCCAUCCGAUGCGCCUGCGCGGCACCGGUAUCCUCCGCGGACGAGCAGUGGGGACAGGAGACGACAGCGGACCCCUUACCAGAACCCGAAACACGGAACCCUAUCCUGAAUGGAAGCUCUCCUCCAGCUCCCUCUAAAGCCACAGCAAAGCAGCCCAAGGGGAUCAUGGGAAUGUUCAACAGCAAGAGCGCAACCAGGACCCAGGACUCGGGCAGGGAAGUUAAAACUGAACAGAAAGAGAAAACCACUGCGCAGGAGACAUCAAAAACCAAGGUCGCCGCCAAGGCCAGUGCCAUCAGUAACUUUUUCGGGAAGUCGGCAGCAACAGGAAGCUCCAAGGAGAACUCGGAGAAGGUCAUCAAGGAAGAGAUCGUGGUGCAGACAAUGCGUGUGUCGGAGGAGAAGUCUCUGGGGUCCCAUAAAGCGGAAGUGGACGUCAAGGAGGAGGAGCACAAGGGCUCGCAUACCGCGGGCAGGAAAUGCAAAGACGGACGGAGUAAGGUGAAGCGCAUUGAAGAGUCUGACAGCGAAGAUGAGCAGUUUGAGAGUCAGAAGAAAAAAAGGCGGCGAAUUAAGAAGCCGCAGCCUGACAGCAGCGACGACGAAGUCAUUGCAGACUCUUCUCCAUCACACAAUGUGGACACGCGGACACCUAGUCCUGAAAACAAAGUGAAGAAGGAGCCUGUUUCACGCGCUGAGGAGAAAACUGAAGGCAAGAGGAGGAAGAGGAGGAAAGUUCUGAAGGCUCGUACAUUUGUAGACGAGGAGGGCUGCAUGGUGACCGAGAAGGUGUACCAGAGCGAGUCGUUCUCGGACAGCGACAGCGACUCGAGGAGCGGCCCACAGCCCACGGAGCAGAGCGGCGUUCAGGCCACUCUCCGGAAGAAGGAGGAUGAGCACAGGGGCCAAAAAAGGAGCCCGGUCCCCUCCGGCAAAGCCACGAAGCAGCCGUCCAUCAUGGGAUUCUUCCAGAAGAAAUGAACAGUGGAGCAGGACUGAGCUCAGGACUGAGCUCAGCAAAGGGGCCCAGCACAAGAUCCCGGGCAUCACGCUUUCACUGGUGUUUCGCUGCACACCAUCUCCUUCCUCUUGACAUAUUUUGACUUGGUCUUUGUAAGGAGCGUUUUGCCAGAAUUCAGUUUUGUUCUGUAUGACAGUCUGAAGGUACUGGAGGGAAAGCAGAGUCGCGGCGCAUCGCAGUAUCCGUGUGCAUCCAAGUCUUGGAGAAGGUUUCUCAGUUGAAAUUUGUGUGUGUGUGUUUUCUUUUUUAAAAAAAAAAAAAUAUAAUUGAGUUUGAACAAACUGACAUACAUAAUGGUGUCGAACAGAUUGUUAGUAUGAA